AUGAAACAUGAUCACGAACCCCUACCAACGAAUUAUGAAGUAACAAAGAGACGCACAGAGAGUACAAUACGACGCUUGAGCAAAGAUAGGAAGAUACUUAAAAUGUACAGUGACAUUAUAGCAGACCAAGAGAAGAGAGGUUUUAUUGAAAAGGUACCGGAAGUAGAACUACAGAGAGAUGAUAGACAGAUCCAUUACAUACCCCAUCAUCCCGUGAAGAAGGACUCAGACACAACACCAGUACGAAUAGUCUAUGACUGUAGUUGCCACCAAUCCAAAGAAGUUCCAAGUCUGAAUGAUUGUUUGCAAUCAACCCCACCAGCCUUGAAUGACUUGACUACCUUACUUGUGAGGUUUAGACUACACAAAUUUGCGGUUUCCACAGACAUCGAGAAGGCGUUCCUUCACGUGGCCCUCCAUGAAAGCGACAGAGAUGUAACCAGGUACCUGUGGUUACUUGAUCCAUCUGAUGUACACAGUCCCCUGCAGACAUACAGGUUAAAAGCAGUUCUGUUUGGAGCCACGUGCUCGCCUUUUAUUCUAAACGCCACUUUGCAGAAACAUCUACAAGAAAACAGCCAAAACUGGGCUAGCAAAACAAUGAAAAACGAUUUAUAUGUAGACAACAUUAUAUCCAGCUUUCCAGAAGAGGACGCCGUGUUGAAGUACUUCCGAGAUGCACGAGAUCUCAUGUUGAGCGCGGGAUUUAAUUUAAGAGCGUGGACGUCAAACAGCGAGAAACUGAAAGUUUUAGCAGGAUCCGAGAAUGUCCUUGAUCCAAAACAGUCUACAAAGGUACUUGGGAUGGCUUGGAAUACCCCGGCAGACGACAUAGGAUUUCUCUCAAACCCCAUAACAAUGACGUCACAAAAUGCUACCAAACGAGAAAUACUGCGCCAGACCUCCAGAAUCUACGACCCUCUAGGUCUACUCACACCCGUGACUGUUCGAGCUAAGAUACUGAUCCAAGAUAUAUGGAAACAUGAUUUCACGUGGGACACAAUUUUACCAGAUGAGACACAGAUUGUUUGGAACAGUUUGAUUAAAGAUCUAAACGAUGCUAUGAAAACGCGCGUCGAAAGAUACUAUUUCCGGAACUUUACAUCAGACGACAAUUCAAACGUUAACGACAAUACCACUCUCCACGUCUUCGUAGAUUCCAGUAUGAAGUCAUAUGGUGCAGCAGCGUAUAUAGUGAAAGGGAGACAAUCUAGUCUGGUAAUGGCGAAAAACAGAGUUACACCGUUGAAAUCGAUUACCUUGCCGAAGCUCGAACUUAUGGCCGCCGUGGUGGGUGCAAGAUUAGCCAGACAUCUUAAAACUCCUCUCAACUGUAAGGAAGUGUUCAUGUGGUCCGAUAGCCAGAUUGUAUUACACUGGUUACAAGCAAACAGGUCCAAGCCGUUACAAAGAUUCGUGCAGAACCGCAUCAAUGAAAUACAUGAACUGACCGGAUGUUUCCGGUGGAGCUACUGUCCUACGCAACAGAACCCUGCUGAUUUACUCACACGUGGAAUUACAGCGAAACAGCACAAGGAAAACAAUUUAUGGUGGCACGGACCUAUGUGGAUAACUGAUAAAACCCAGUGGCCGAAAAGGAGCUUAAACCUUGAACAUCCCACACCUGCAUUAAUGACUGCGACCGACAACCAGGAAACACUACCGGAACAAGUAAACAGUAGUACAGGAUGUGAGACCGGAAUACACAAAAUCAUCGACAUUCAGAGAUAUAGCCACUACAAAAAGUUGCUACGAGUAACUGCAUACGUUUUGAGUUUCGUCCAGAGAUGCAGAAAACCAGCAGUACGAGUACAACGUUGCCACAGGAGUCUGGGGAUUGACGAGAUCCAGAGCGCCGAACGCCUGUGGUUACAGCAUUGCCAGCAAGCAUCAUAUUCCAACGAGAUCAACAACAUCAGGACUGGCACCAGCAGACGACUCGCGUUAGUAAGGCAGCUACGACUCUUUUUAGACGCAGAUGGGUUUUUGAGAUGUGGUGGACGUAUACAUAAUGCGCCGCUUAGCGAGAUGACAAAAUUUCCAGUUUUGUUACCAGCCAAACAUCCUUUGACUAUACUUAUAGUGUUAGAUGCUCACCGUGAAAUACAGCAUUCUGGUGUCAGUGCAACAAUUACUUUAAUACGGCAAAGAUACUGGAUACCAACGAUUAGGCAAUGCGUGAAGUCCGUUAUUCGGAGAUGCGUAACCUGCAGAAAAGUUCAAGGCAAGCCGUUUUCUGCUCCAGACCCGCCACCGUUGAUGAAGUAUAGAGUACACGAUUCCACACCAUUUUCUGUGACAGGAGUUGACUAUACAGGAGCUUUGUAUGUGAAGAACGCCACAGGAUGUGAAAGCAAAGCCUACAUAUGCUUGUUCACAUGCGCAAGCACACGUGCGGUACAUUUAGAGGUUGUGCCUGAUUUGACAGGAGAUGCAUUCAUUCAAGCGUUCCGAAGAUUCGUGAGCCGCCGGAAGUCCUUGCCAUAUCUUAUGGUGUCUGAUAAUGCUACCACUUUUUUAUCAGCAUCUACCCAUCUACAACAACUCUUCACGAUGAUCCAAGAUGAACUUUUAAGCAGAGGAACGAUAUGGGAAUUCAUCCCAAAAAGAGCGCCGUGGUUUGGAGGCUUCUGGGAACGGUUGAUAGGCCUCACAAAAUCUGCCUUAAAGAAAGUACUUGGGCGUUCUUACAUCACAUUUGAAAUGCUGCAGACGAUCGUUACUGAAAUCGAGGCAACACUUAACGAUAGACCCCUUACAUACGUAGGUUCAGAGUUCGAGUUGGCGGAGGUUAUUACACCUGCGCAUCUAUUAUACGGAAGACGAGUAACGACUCUACCCUAUCGUGAUAUUACUAGCAGUAACCUGGAGAUGACCAGUACCACCCAAAUAGACAUUCGAAAACGUGCAAAGGUGCAGCAGACGAUUAUUGACCACUUCCGGGAUCGUUGGAGGAAUGAAUACCUCACAGCAUUACGGGAACAUCACACUACCAGCGGAAGUAACAAACAGUACAUUUCAGUCGGCAGUGCGGUUCAGGUCCAUGACGAUACACCGCGCAGCACCUGGAGACUAGCUGUUGUUGAGGAAGUUGUCAAGGGCAAAGAUGGACUCAUUAGAUCAGCAAAAAUUCGUGUUGGAAACAAACUGUCUAACAGACCUAUCAUAAAACUGUAUCCGUUAGAAGUGAAUUAA
This is a messenger RNA of Mercenaria mercenaria, 3195 nucleotides long. RefSeq lists its product as uncharacterized. NCBI's taxonomy places the organism in Eukaryota, Metazoa, Mollusca, Bivalvia, Venerida, Veneridae. Bases 1 to 3195 code for a protein of 1064 amino acids. The record is from RefSeq and is a predicted model, not a curated record. Gene Ontology annotation, biological process: DNA integration. Gene Ontology annotation, molecular function: nucleic acid binding. The transcript has a single exon.